Molecule: messenger RNA, 2929 nt
Organism: Saccostrea cuccullata (small rock oyster)
Lineage: Eukaryota; Metazoa; Mollusca; Bivalvia; Ostreida; Ostreidae
Product: nose resistant to fluoxetine protein 6-like
Exons: 15
Coding region: 48-2711 (887 amino acids)
Molecular function (GO): acyltransferase activity, transferring groups other than amino-acyl groups
Source: RefSeq, a predicted model, not a curated record
UGUUCAUUAUUUCAUUCGUACUCGAUUUUCAACCAUCUUUGACAAUCAUGGCGGCAACGCUGAUUGCAGUGUUGGUGAUCUGUGGGACAGCUAUAUCAAAAACGGAGUCUAAAACUACCAAGUUUUCCUAUGUAGAUCAUAUGUUUCAUGCUCUUGAAGCAAUCGAAGAUAAAAUUCAGUCCCAGAAUGAACUUACUGCUCUCCUUCAAUCACAAGAAUUCUGGGAUUUUACUGAACAGCUCAACAUCAAACGUUCAGUGCUGCGGAAAGCAGCGCUAACUCCAAAUAGUACGGCGUCUGCGAACGUCACCGAGAGUAAGCCAGCGGUAGGGAAUGGGCUUCUCAAUCUUAUCGGUUCCCUCUUUGGUAAUGGUAAUGCUUCAUCUCCAAACACGAGUCUAGCUGCUGCUCAAUUAGGCCAGAUAAUAGGAGGAGGAAUCUCACAACUGCUGGGAUCUCUAUUGCCUGGUCCCACACCAACUAAUAGCUCCUACAAAAACGAUACUGUCACCGUGGGUAUCAUAAAGACAACACCAAGUAUACCACAUUUAUCGUCAAAACCACCAAACAGUGGGUUUCUACAAAACAUAGGGAAUAUUGUGAGCAAUUUUUUACCCAGAAGUAAUGCCACCCCGUCAGAGGAGAUCUUUGGGGGAAUCAGAGAGGCUAUUUUGGAAUCCAACACUUCAGAUACUUGUAAACAAGAUGCUAUAAGGGUUGCAUAUGGUCUCCAAACUCAACAACCAUGGGCUUUAAAAAUGUUUGAUGCCUCAGCAAAGAUUCCCACGGAUUUGUUGAACUUUGAUACCAUAUGGCCAGGAUCGUACGAUGAAUGUUACAAAGAAUACGCGGUGGCUGGAAUGUUUCUCCGGCCCAGCGUCCAUCUCCCGGCCGUGAAACCUCGAUACUGUACAGUCAAUGUCCAGCUGCCGAUCCCAGGCCUCUCAAAGAGCGUGAUAACAUCGGGUGCAUUGCAGAUUGGUACAUGUUUACCCAAGUCCUGUAGUACCCAAGAUACCACCAUUCUCGCUAACCUUCUGUUGAAGUCUCUUCCACUUGGAAAUAUUUCCUUGUCUGCUUCUUUAUCCAUAUGCCCACCAACCCCAGAUGAAGUACCGUACGAAAAUAAGGAUAUAGCCAUGAUAGUUUUGUUGUCAGUUUUGGGUUUUAUCAUCGUUGCUGGAACAAUGUUCGAAAUUAUUGCAAUUGAAAUUCCAAAGUUUGUCAAAAGUCGUAAGGAAACACACGAUGACACAAUUCCAACAACUGUCACUAAAAAUGGAACAUCGAACGGGGAUAUUUACACCCUAAAAGGGAGCGCUGAAUCCCCUCCAGCCUACGCCGAGAAAACGGUGAAUAUUCCAGUACCUAAAGAAAAAGUGGAUACCAGGAAGAAGAAGAGAAAUAUCAUCGCCAGAAUCUUGUUAGCCUGUUCUGUGUAUUGUAACGGUAAGAAGAUUUUAAGCACAUCACAGCCUAAAGGAGCUCUGUCAGCUGUCAAUGGAAUCCGAUUCCUUAGUAUAUCCUGGGUCAUACUGGGCCAUACUUUGGGCACUGUAGUUGCAGUCUCACGUAACGCAGCGAAAUAUGGCAAAGAAUUUUUACAAAGAACAUCAAGCCAGGCCAUUGCUAAUGCUCUCGUGUCUGUUGAUACGUUUUUUGUCUUGAGUGGACUCUUGACCACCUAUCUCCUACUGAAAGAAAUGAAGAAAUCUAAAGGACGCAUCAAUUGGUUCAUGUUCUACUUCCAUAGAUACUGGAGACUGACUCCAAUGUAUAUGCUUGUCAUUGGACUGUAUACAACGCUACUCAACCAUGUGAUAUUCGGACCGUUUCGCCCUCCUGCAUCACCCGGCAUCAAGUGUGAGGAGAACUGGUGGAUGAAUCUUCUGUACAUCAACAACUUUGUCGACAAAUCAGACGAUUUGUGUUUGGCAUGGUCAUGGUAUUUGAACAACGAUAUGCAGUUCUACGUAUUGAGCCCGCUGAUGAUUGUACCCUUGUUUUUCAAAGAGUUAAUUGGAGUCAUAAUCUCGGUGGGAUUUCUGUUGGCUGUUACUAUCGCCUCUGGGGUGAUUAGUUACGUCUACAAGAUGCCGCCCACACCCCUUGGCGGAGGAGAUGCGAGCACUGACCCCACUCAUUACUUUGCUUUAUACUACAUGCGACCUUAUUGCCGUAUGGGACCGUAUGUUUGUGGCGUACUCACGGGAUACAUCCUAUACAAAACCAAAAACAAAUGUCGAAUCAACAUCUAUCUGAAUUUCUUUGCAUGGGCAAUUGCUACAAGUUGUGCAUGCGCUGUCCUCUACGGCCUCUAUAGUGCCAUCAAUGGAGAUGAUCCUCUAAAUGUCGAAGAAUCGGCUGUAUACAAUGCAUUACACCGAAGUGUUUGGGGAGCCGCGGUGUGUUGGGUCAUCUUUGCAUGUGCGACUGGAAAUGGCGGAUUCAUCAACACAAUACUAUCGUGGAAGGUGUUCGUCCCGCUUUCCCGACUGUCCUAUGCGGCUUACUUGGUUCACGUGAUCAUCAUUUACGCCUAUUUCUUCAGUCGUCGGAUGCCAAUCUACCUGACUGACCUGGAACUGGUUUACCUGUUCCUUUCUAAUCUGGUUGUGUCCUACGGUGCUGCCUUUGUGGUGUCGCUUUUGUUCGAGUCCCCCUUUAUGGCCCUAGAAAAAGUUAUCUUUCCCUCAAGAAAUAGAAAAUAAAUCAAACUCUUGAUCUUACUAUGUGCAGUAACUCAUAUAUUUAAGUAUAUAAAUUUUUAAUGAUUUAAUUUUAAAAGUUAAAAACAAAUAACGGAAAUAUAAGUGAACAGAAACAAACAGACCCAUUUCAGCACUGGACAUCAACGCAAGCUAAGGGAUUUCCAUCCACAGCUCUCAAGGGAAGCGGAAUAGACAGAAAAAAAUCUUCAUGGUCGCAA